Perkinsus marinus ATCC 50983 is the source of this 2799-nucleotide messenger RNA. RefSeq names its product regulator of chromosome condensation, putative. The record is from RefSeq and is a predicted model, not a curated record. Bases 1 to 2799 code for a protein of 932 amino acids. NCBI's taxonomy places the organism in Eukaryota, Perkinsozoa, Perkinsida, Perkinsidae. The transcript is spliced from 11 exons.
AUGGGGUUAUAUACUUGGGGUAAGACCACUAACCUGGCCUUGGGGUAUGGACAGUUCUCCCAUAGUGCUGACCAGAACCGGGCAAGGCAGGUGGUCUUCCCCAAUGGCGAGGUGCCCGCCGCUAUCUCCUGUAGUGCCUUCCACACAGUAUGCGUGUGCGAGUCGGGCUAUGUGGCAGUGUGGGGCUUUGGUCAAGGCCACAGGCUGGCGACCGGUGAUGCUCAGAGCCGUGUCGACCCUGUGCUGUUGGGCUCUGGAAGAUUCUCUGGAGUUCCCAUCACGAAGGCCCUAGCGUCAGUAGACAACUCUAUGUUCCUAGAUGCAGAAGGGCAUGCCUACUUGGCUGGCAGCAACAAGUUCGGCCAGUGCGGUCGAUCCCUACACGUGGACGUCUGCAAGGUCCCCACCAUUGUUAAGCACCUUACUAGUCCCUGUUGCGAUAUUGCUAUUGGGGAUAAACACUGCAUGGUGGUAGACGCUGACACUCAGAUGGUCCUGGCUUGGGGCGACAACUCUGCUGGCCACGGGUCGCCCAGCCACUCAGUCGCCUUGGUGAAGAGUAACCUUCCAAUCAUCCCAAGGGCCCCGAGGGGUCGUGUCCCAGGCCUGCAGGCAUUGGCUCAGUGCCAACUUGCCCGAUCCGACGUCCAUAUCGGUUCUAUUAUGAAGACGACCUAUGAGCUGUGCGUAGCUGAUGCCCUCCCAUGUGGGUUUGUGAGGUUCCCUCUACUAGUUGACUACUGCAUAGUCACUUUCCUUUGCAAUAUCCUUUUACUAUAUGCUAAGUCGCCAGACACUGUGAUAAGAUUGUUGAAGUGCCUAGCCCCCCUGCUGAGACAUGUUGUGGCGCGGCGUGAGCGGGGAGAGCUUUCUUUGUACUAUCAAGGGCUGUACGACAGGCCGGCGGAUAUUCUGAAUACCCUCUUAUCACAGGAGGAUGCGGUCCAGCAUAUGGUCAGUCAUAUGGCUGUGCUCAGACACGAGGAGGAGGGAGCAGAGGCCGCCACAACAGUAGUAGAGGAGAAGUCGAAGGAGAGUGGAGGGAGGGCCACCAGUGCCGCGGUGGGAGGCUCGUUGGACAGCCUUGAACACCGUCAACAGAAACGACUAGACGCGGUCGUCAGGAAACAGGAGGUCCUCACCGAAGGCGUCCGACGCAAAUCGAUCGGUGGUGGUGGUGGUGGUAACCGUCCUGAGUGGAAAGAAGUCCAGACGGUUCAGGCCAAGGCAGCGAGAGAGAACCAACCGAAGAGCCCUUCUUCUGCCUCCCGGUCUCGGGCAGGUUCGGGUUGCAUGUCGUCUCCUCGGUUACGGUCGACUAGCAAUAUUUCGGACUCCGGCCCGCAGCCCCGUACGCCUACUCUUGGUGACUUCAUUUUCACGGGGACGAGGGUUUCGCCGCCGCAGGCCCACGCGAGGUCGUGUCCUUGGGCGAGUUCGCCUAGAAGGAGUGAGGCGCGGUUAUCUGAGGUGAUAGAGGAGCAGAGGGCCAGCAGUAGCAGCUCAUCGUCUUCUGCUAGUGCUCGGUUACCUAAUGACCGUUGCUCUUGGGGCAUGGACGUGACCCCUGGCGUGCGUAGACCUAGUGCGUUGACGGCCGUGAUGGAGGAGGAGAGGGCGGCUCGGGAGGCUGUGAGGUUGGUGGAGGAGUUCGAGAGGAGUGAGCGGGAAGCUAGACGACUGGCGGCUAUCGAGGAAGCUGCGGCCCUGCAGCGACAUCAGGAGGAUCAUCCAAGACGACAGCGGCGUCCACAAGGGCAUGGUCGGCAUGGUAAGGGCAAAGGGCGUGGGAAGGGCCGAUGGGUGGAAGAUCCCCUAAGAGCACCUACUGAUCUGGACGUUGUGGAGACGGCCACUGCUGUGAGGAAGUUCUAUACUACUUGGCUUGGCACCUACGGCCCGCCCGAGAAGAUCGAACUGUGUGACCCUGAGGGCUCUCUGGUUUGUAUAUACGCCCAGAGAGAUGCCGCACUGUUGGCGGUGGAUUGGAUGCAUCAGAGUCGGCCUGUGGUGGCGGGGACGAGAGGCAAUGCCCGGGAUGGACAGGUUAUUGCGACGCUCGCCUCCAAUAGACGCGAACUUCACACUGUAGAUGGGCGCAAGAUAUACUCGUAUGAGGGUGUGCUGCCGUUUACUGUGACGAACGGCCAGCUCUCGGAUAGUAGAGUGACAAUGAUCAUCUGUCUCGAGAAUCUACCACCAGAGACGACGUGUGAGGAGGUCUAUGCGGUCGUCGGCAGAUUCUCUAGGUCGGUGUACAUCCCUUCGGAGACCCAGGCGGAAGGCAAAGUUAUGUGCUCUUUCCGAAGCUCUGGGGAAGCUCAUCUGUUCAUGGCUGCUGUGAAUUAUGCAUGGGGUCCUUCGAUAACGCCUCUGUUGUCGAUGGCGCGCAACCAUUACCGGGCAUUGGAUGUGUUAUUGAAUAUUACGAGGGAGAGGCUGGACGCAGAUAGAACUUCCAACAUGGAUAGCAUUUGUAGCAACGACGGCAGUUCGACUACUAGGAGCAAUUUGGAUGAGAGUGUGAGGUGUCCUCCAAGUUCGAAUCGUUCAACUCCACGGCCGGCGCCGAUGCUGAUACCUCCCGCGGCGUUCCAAGAUCCGAUCGGCAACUGUUUAGUGUUCAAUCCCUUCGCCGUCCAUGCUCUCAGUAGAGCCUAUGAGAUGCUGGCUGGUUGGUAUCCCCCAGGGUCUUUGACUCUGGUCAAGCCCGACACGAUCGGGAGGCAUCACCUGAAUGCUCACUCUCGGCAAGGUCACAUGGCUGAUGCUAUGAACAGGUCAACUCUGACACAAUAG